UCUGCGUGGGGAGCAGCGGCCAGCAGCGACCUGCAGCGUCCUCGGAUCUGAAGCUUUCUGGAGUGAGGACCAGUCACAGCGCCAUGGGUCUGUUCAGCUUCCUGAGUGCGAUCAUCACCAGAGCUUUGUUCAUUCUGGUUUCUCUGGUGGCCGUCUGGAGGGUGACAAAAGUCAAGGAAGAUCCCUAUUACUGGCUGCUGACUUUUCUCUUUCUGCCGCUUGCUGUUGAAAUGAUCAUAACGCUGAAGAAGCAGAAGGGACAUGAGUACAAAUGGUUUUCUCCCACCAUUUUUCUCUUUCUCAUAAGUAUCAUUCCCUCCAUCUGGAUCCUGGAGCUUCAUCACCAGCAGAACAAGGCGCAGGACGACAAGUGCAACCGUCUGGAUUCUAAGGAUGUUUUCCACAGAUUAAUCGCCCUGAAUGAAACAUCAGGAAACAUCACAGCAUAUGAGUACUUAAAGAGAUUUGGUCACAUGGUGUCGAAUUUUUGCCCAAACAACUGGAUCCUGGCUCUUCAUCAGAUUCUGCUCAUCCUCCUCAUCAUAGGGAAGUGGAUUCUGCCUUUGGGAGGCGGGGUCACCAGAGACCAGCUGUCUCAGCUGCUGCUCAUUUUCGUUGGCACAGCGGCAGACAUCCUCGAGUUUACCAGCGAGACGCUGGAUGAUGUAAAAGACACCAGUCCUCAGCUGGUCUACAUCAUCUUAGCUGUAUGGAGUUGGAGCAUGAUGCAGUUCCCCUGUCAUCUGUGUGUGGUGAGGUCCAUGAGCGACGAAGCAGCUGACGAGGGCAUCCACGAAGACUCCUUCUGGUCCAAACACAGCACCGACCUGUGGAGCAUUGUGGAGACCCUGUUUAUUCAGGACGGCCCCUUCCUGGUGGUCCGGCUCACCGUCAUGACAUACUUUGGUAUUUUCCACCAAAUGAUUGUUUUCUUUGCCUUUAAAAACUUCCUGGUUGUCAUCCUCAACGUGUACAGGUUGUUUGUGUUAUACAUGGAUUUUAAGUCCUCCGGGCACAGCAGCGCUGACUAAAGAGUCAGAUAAAGGCAUCUCUGGGAGGGAAUGUCGCACCUAAGACGUUACGGAGAGAACAAAUGGGCAGACUUUUCAUGUCAAGCAGGGAAAGUAAUAAAUUUAUGUUUUUGUGUUUUCCUUUUACACAUUUUCUAACAGCAACAGUGUGAAAUCGAUUUGCUAGGAAUACUCAACAUCAUUCCUCUCCGAAAGAACCAGAACCUGCUUUCUGUUUCAUUACAGGAUUAAAACAGCCUCUCUAACUUUGUCUAUGUUAAAACACACACUUCUUCUUUCCGACUUGCUAUUAAAAUAAUCCAUCUUAGUUGAAAGACACAACUUUCCUGUCACAUACAAAAUGAGCGGUCCAACCGAAAACUAGACAGGACACAUUGUAAACUAUAGUAACUGUUGAAACAAGAUCAACGUUCAGCUCAAAUUAGAUUCAAAUAAACUAAACUUGGCUAAGAAAGUCAGAACUUUUUUUUUUCUGGGUUGAUGUUUUCAAUUGCUUUUGCCAAUUGAUUUUGAACCAAACAGAAAGCUGGUUUGUUUCUCCUUAAGUGGUGCCGCGUUAAUCAGGAAAAUCCAUUUUUAUGGUGAGCUGCAGAGUUGAGUCUGUGGGCUGUACCGCUGAAAAACCACCAAAAAACCUCAUUCCACUAUUGUUACCUGUUGAUCAUUAGGUUCAUAACUCAAGUCUGAAAAAAAACCAGGAAGUAUUAGCAGUUUAACAAUGUAUUCCUUUGCCAGAGGUCUCAGUAGUGUGUGCACAACCACAGCAGUCUGGAACCUCCUCGUGAUCACCGCUAUGACUGUGGUCACACACUGCUGUGGGAUGCCAUGCCACUCUCAGACAAGCACGUGUCCCAAGUCAAACAAUGUGGCUGCGUUGAUCACUCUGGCACUAAAGGUUGGCCCACAAGCGUUCAGUCGGGUUUAGGUCAGGCCUGCAUUGAGACUAUUCCACCGUCUCCACUCCCAAACCUUUGAGGUAGUCUUAGAUAAACCCCUCUAUCACUAGAUAGUGGCAUUAUAUCAUGUUUAAUUUCACCCUUGCUUGGAACCUCCUUACAUGUCAUAUAGGUACAUUUCAACAUAGUGUUAAAAAGAUCCCUAUCCUUCAACACUCUUUUCAGGAAGUAAAACUCACAUUAUACAUGCAGUAUUUAUAUUAAAUAGUGUAUUUCAUGUAAUUUUGACCCCAAAUGAAGUGUCUCAGGAAAAAUUAGAAUGUUACACAAGAACAAUGAAAAAGGUUGUUGUAAACAGAAAUGUCAGGCAUCUGGAAAGUACAGCUGGCGAUCAGCCUCUGGUUCUGCUAGGGUGUAAUGGGAUGGCUUUGAUAGCUGGCUGGUGUCCAGUUCUUCUUCUUAGCCCAGGUGAGACAUUUCUGGAGUUUUUUCGGGUUCAGGACUGACUUGACGUGAGGAAUGUGACGUCUGUGACCCAUGUGUAGGAUUCGUCUGUGUGUGGUGGCUCUUGAUGUGCCGACUCCAGCCUCAGUCCACUCCGUGAAGCUCCCCCGAAUUCUCAGAUUUUAGAUGGUUAUGGAAUAUUCUGAUUUUCUGAAACACUGAUUUUUAUCCUGAAAUAUUUUACUCUGUGUAUAAUGAAUGCAUGUAAUGGUCUAACCUUUUGAAAUUAGUGAUGAUUUUU
Molecule: messenger RNA, 2672 nt
Organism: Fundulus heteroclitus (mummichog)
Lineage: Eukaryota; Metazoa; Chordata; Actinopteri; Cyprinodontiformes; Fundulidae
Product: transmembrane protein 26
Exons: 6
Coding region: 84-1031 (315 amino acids)
Source: RefSeq, a predicted model, not a curated record